Molecule: messenger RNA, 2078 nt
Organism: Artibeus jamaicensis (Jamaican fruit-eating bat)
Lineage: Eukaryota; Metazoa; Chordata; Mammalia; Chiroptera; Phyllostomidae
Gene: WDR48
Product: WD repeat domain 48
Exons: 19
Coding region: 45-2078 (677 amino acids)
Biological process (GO): double-strand break repair via homologous recombination; protein deubiquitination
Molecular function (GO): ubiquitin binding
Source: RefSeq, a predicted model, not a curated record
AGGGAGACACUUCCGGAAGUGACGCAGGAGUGUCAACAUGCAAGAUGGCGGCCCAUCACCGGCAGAACACGGCGGGGCGGAGGAAAGUGCAGGUUUCCUAUGUUAUUCGAGAUGAAGUGGAGAAGUACAAUCGAAAUGGGGUCAACGCCUUGCAGCUGGACCCAGCGCUCAACAGACUUUUCACGGCAGGACGAGACUCCAUCAUCAGGAUUUGGAGCGUCAACCAGCACAAGCAAGAUCCGUACAUAGCCUCUAUGGAGCACCACACCGACUGGGUGAACGACAUUGUGCUUUGUUGCAAUGGGAAAACAUUGAUAUCUGCUUCCUCUGACACGACAGUAAAAGUAUGGAAUGCACAUAAGGGAUUUUGCAUGUCAACAUUAAGGACACAUAAGGAUUAUGUAAAGGCCUUAGCAUAUGCCAAGGAUAAAGAACUGGUAGCAUCGGCUGGGCUGGACAGACAGAUCUUCCUGUGGGAUGUGAAUACUCUAACAGCACUGACUGCCUCAAAUAACACUGUCACAACUUCUUCUUUAAGUGGAAACAAAGAUUCCAUUUAUAGCCUGGCAAUGAAUCAACUGGGAACAAUCAUUGUAUCAGGGUCCACUGAGAAGGUUUUAAGAGUGUGGGAUCCAAGAACUUGUGCAAAACUGAUGAAGCUUAAAGGGCACACAGACAACGUGAAAGCGCUGCUGUUAAACAGAGAUGGCACCCAGUGCCUUUCCGGCAGUUCUGAUGGGACCAUUCGCCUUUGGUCCCUUGGUCAGCAGAGGUGUAUAGCAACGUACCGAGUCCAUGAUGAAGGCGUUUGGGCUCUGCAAGUCAAUGACGCCUUCACACACGUGUAUUCCGGAGGAAGGGACCGGAAGAUUUACUGCACAGACCUGAGGAACCCUGACAUUCGAGUGCUGAUCUGUGAAGAAAAAGCACCCGUUCUCAAGAUGGAGCUGGACAGAUCAGCUGAUCCCCCUCCUGCAAUCUGGGUGGCAACAACUAAAUCUACAGUAAAUAAGUGGACACUGAAGGGAAUUCACAACUUUAGAGCCUCUGGAGAUUACGACAACGACUGUACAAACCCCAUAACACCCCUUUGCACACAGCCUGACCAGGUGAUUAAAGGUGGUGCUAGUAUUAUUCAGUGCCACAUUCUCAAUGAUAAGAGACAUAUAUUAACCAAAGAUACCAAUAAUAAUGUGGCAUAUUGGGAUGUAUUGAAGGCAUGUAAAGUAGAAGAUCUGGGCAAAGUGGAUUUUGAAGAUGAAAUUAAGAAAAGAUUUAAGAUGGUUUAUGUGCCAAAUUGGUUCUCAGUAGACUUAAAGACGGGGAUGUUGACGAUUACUCUGGAUGAAAGCGACUGUUUUGCUGCUUGGGUCUCUGCAAAAGACGCCGGCUUCAGCAGCCCCGACGGCUCAGAUCCGAAACUGAACUUAGGAGGACUUUUGCUCCAGGCCCUCCUAGAAUACUGGCCUAGAACACAUGUGAAUCCCAUGGAUGAAGAAGAAAAUGAAGUAAACCAUGUAAAUGGGGAGCAGGAGAACCGAGUGCAGAAGGGAAAUGGAUAUUUCCAAGUGCCCCCCCACACCCCCGUGAUCUUUGGUGAAGCUGGAGGGCGCACGCUGUUCAGGCUGCUGUGCCGGGACUCUGGAGGUGAGACCGAGUCGAUGCUGCUGAAUGAGACGGUGCCACAAUGGGUAAUCGACAUCACUGUGGAUAAAAAUAUGCCCAAAUUCAACAAAAUUCCUUUCUACCUCCAACCUCAUGCAUCUUCAGGAGCAAAAACCUUAAAAAAAGACAGACUCUCUGCUAGUGACAUGCUCCAGGUCCGGAAAGUGAUGGAACACGUUUACGAGAAAAUCAUCAACUUGGAUAAUGAGUCUCAAACCACCAGCUCUUCUAAUAAUGAGAAACCAGGAGAACAGGAGAAAGAGGAGGACAUUGCUGUGCUAGCAGAGGAGAAGAUUGAACUUCUGUGCCAGGACCAGGUUCUGGAUCCCAACAUGGACCUUCGGACAGUGAAACACUUCAUCUGGAAGAGUGGCGGUGACCUCACCCUCCACUAUCGGCAGAAGUCCACGUGA